This is a messenger RNA of Esox lucius (northern pike), 6251 nucleotides long. Its product is annotated as trypsin-3. Gene Ontology annotation, biological process: proteolysis. Lineage: Eukaryota; Metazoa; Chordata; Actinopteri; Esociformes; Esocidae. Gene Ontology annotation, molecular function: serine-type endopeptidase activity. The record is from RefSeq and is a predicted model, not a curated record. The coding region runs from base 429 to 1256 and encodes 275 amino acids. The transcript is spliced from 6 exons.
CACUAGUGAGAGAAAGGGGCGGAGAGACAAAGAGGGACAGAAAGAUAGAGGGAGAGUGACAUAGAUGAGAGUGGGUUGCCUACACUGGCACUGCUGUGUCCUGUCAGAGCUCUGGUGCUCCAUUUUUAAUGAUGUCCGAGCCAGGCCUGUUGGGAAGAUAUGUACUGGGCUAGACUCAAGGCCGGACAAGCCAGCUUCUGUUCAGUCAAACCUAUCAAUCACUCUGGACUGCAGAGAUCAAUAAGGAAAGGCACAUCAAUAAUGAAGAGCUGAGGACCUUCACUCGUCAAUCUUUUUUUCAUUUAUAAGACAUUAAGAACAACAGGGCAGUCAUGGAAACAGAAAUCAGAAUGAAGAAACCUGAGAAUGCUGACGAGAUCCCAGAUACCUUCCCCAUAAGAUUGGAGUAGUGUAGCAUCUACAGUUAAAUGUCUCACUCUGGUCUGGCUUUCACCUUUUUCAACAUGGACCUGCUAUUUGUUUUAUUAUGUAUACUACUGGAACUCCUCGCUGUAAGCUGCGAUGUGGAUCCAAUCCAAGGACGAAUAGUGGGAGGAUAUGCACCUACACGCCAUUCCAUCAAAUACAUUGUAUCGAUACAGUCAAUUAGAGGACAGCACUUCUGUGGAGGCUCCUUGAUAAACAAAUACUGGGUACUGACAGCAGCACAUUGUAACAUUGGAGUGGAACAAAUGAUGAUAGUAGCAGGAGACUAUUCCCUAAGCAUGUAUGAAGGGACAGAACAGCUCUUCAUUCCUCAGCUCUUGGUACCUCACCCCCAGUACAACAAGAUUACAAACAACGCAGACAUUAUGCUUAUAAAGCUGAAAGCUCCAGUGAACCUGAAUAGCUACGUGUCAAUCGCUCCACUGCCCCGUCAGGAGGCCUCUGUGGCCGAGGGACGGUUGUGCAGUGUAUCAGGCUGGGGCUUCACCAGCUCUAGCGGAGACAUACCCUCCACUCUGCGCACAGUCAAACUGCCCAUCGUCUCCACAGCCCAGUGCAACAGCAGCGACUCCUUCAACGGGAACAUCACAUCUAACAUGCUCUGCGCAGGCUACAGCAAUGGGGGGAAGGACGCGUGCAAGGGAGAUUCUGGGGGCCCACUGGUGUGUGAAGGCCGGAUCUAUGGUCUGGUUUCCUGGGGGAUGGGCUGUGCCGAUCCCAAGUACCCUGGAGUCUACACUGCUGUGUCAAAGUAUCGUAGGUGGUUAGACCAGACCAUAUUUAGCUACUACGGCUUCUGCAGCAAUUAACUCCAAUACGGUGUGUUUCCAUCUGAAGCACAAAACGAAUCUUGAACGUGAAACAUUGAAGAGGGCACGUUGUUUAGUUUCUAUAAAGCUGUGUGUACUUUAGUCAUCCAGGCACUACAUAAUGAAACAUAACCGUGUAUGCAUCGUCACAUCUGGGGGGGGGGUGCGUUUAGACUGCAGAGGAUAGUUUAAAAAUUGUGAAGUUGUAAAUGUUUUAUAAAAAGUAGAGUGAACGCUGUGUUUUCUUUUUUAUGUAUAGUCAACCACUAUCAAUUAUGGGUGGUUUUGUUUGAGCAAUUUGUAUUACUAGCAUCAAUUAUUUUAAUUAUAAAUACUAUUCUAGAUAGCCACCACAUUUUAAUUAUGUGAAGUAGAGAUGUUAUGAACUCUUAAAAGUGUCUACAUUUUUUUAUUAAAGGCCUACAGUAAUACAACAGAAGUGAGCUCAUUACAAAAACAAAAUUUAUGGAAUCAUUGCUAACAAGCUCUUUAACAGUUAUAACUGGCGUCUAACCUUAUGAUUCAAAAUUAAGUUGCUAAACAGCAUAACCACUAAUUUGUCUCAAACCCUUUUAUAUUCAUGCUCUUUAAUAAAAUGGUGGAUGGUGCUCUUUGGCAGAUUAAACCAAAGGACUGCCAUUAAACUCGAUUGAAAUAUGUGAAGUCAAGCCUGCUCAGCAAUCUCGGCUAAUAUUGCCUGUGAGAUUUUAAUCAUGUCACCCUGCCUGGAGUAAACACUAAACACAACAGCUGUAAUUCCUGGAAGGAAUGGCCAGUCUGCCUUUCCUCUAGAUUGCUUUACCACCCUAGAGAAUUCUGUGGACUCUGGCAAUACCUGAUAUUGCUAGGCGUAUCACAGCAGGAUGAAUACUUCAUGGCCUACUUUAAGGGCUUCUCUGGUUUCACCGUUGUGUGAUAAUGGGGUCACUCCCAAAGUGAUGAUGAUGGGUGUGUCAGACAGCCGUGAUGAUUGGCGGUUUCUUCAAGCUUUCUUCAGAAGUUGUUUCAUGAAAAGUGGUUAGCACUGUGCCGUCUUUACGAUGGGUCUCUAUAGAGAAUAUCGAAUGUAUCACCUGACAUUUUACCAUUUGAGGUUGCCAUAUUCAGCUCCUGAAAUAAUUCAGAGACCACUACACCUUUUACUUUCCUUCCCAAAAAAGUUGAAAAGGAAAGUUUUGAGUGAGGAACACAAGCGUUAGAUUUGCAGUGGCUCUUAAUUUUAACCCUUCUGACUUUUUUGGAAAGGAAAGAAAAGGUUGCAGUGGUCUUCAAAUUUUUUCCAGAGCUGUAUAUAUAAAAUCCUGAAAGGAAUGUUUGAAGUUUUUUUGGUGGUUGUGCAUUGUAUUUAGUGUACAGACAAAAAAGGCUCAGUGAACAAAAAAAUCCCAAGGAAAAGGUCUAUUGGUUUGUUUGUUUGGAGAAUGAAAAUGACUCCUUCCAAAAACUAGGCCAGGCUGUGACAUCCAAAUUCCCUUAACAGUGCUGGAAACUGUUAACUAGAUUUUAUUCUCGUCAAUGAUUUCUAACGCCUUCCCAUUGGGAUCUGUUAGUCAGUGAACAGCAGAGAGGCUGUGACCCCAUCUAGUACAUGUCCAUCCGUUUCUAGGCAAAAUGUUCAGACAAAGACGGUUUAUUAUUAACAAAACCCUUUUCUCCAGUAAAAUUGGCUGGAAAAAGUUAAUGUGCAGAAACACAUGAUGGACUUGCUGUGCUGUCUGUCAAUUCCUCACUUUUAGGUGUUUGUAGAACUUACUGGUCAUUGUCAGUCACAUGUUACAUCACUUUGAAUUACAUGCUCAUAAUGAAUCUUUAUAAAUCACACAAUAUAUACAAAAUUAUAUGUUGUGCCUAACACAAUAUAUUUUUGCUUUACAUUUGAUAUGUUGAGUUUUCCAAAUAUGAAGACUAACAUAAACACAUUCUAUUUAACAAAUCUUAUUAAUAAAACAACGUCCACAACUUCAUGUCCUGAACGAGUUGAAUUUAUACAAAUACUAAUAAUCUUUAAAAAAUUACACCACUGCAAAAAAAAUCUAGUUUUCGCAAAGACAAUUUGAAGACUUUUCUGGACGCGUUGCACUACUGAGAAUUUGGUGGACAUUAUCAGAAAAUUAUAAAUUUCUGAACAAAAUAAUAUUAGAAUUAUUAUCAAAUACAUUCAUUCAUAUUUUAAUCUAAUUGAUUCAAGAGGACAUUUUAUAUUAAAAAAUAUACACUUUUUGAUAAUGACUUAUGUACUUUUGUGCAACUGCUGUGACUACCACAGCCUGACAGUGGCAUUUUCAUAAGGGGUUCUGACAAACAACCAAAAAAGGUGUGCCCAGAUGUGGACAAGCAACUACAAAAUAGGGUUCUAAAACACAUCCACUAAAUGUGUCUAAGAAAAUGCAAACUGAAAGCAAAAUUUGAUAGUUGAAUUAGGACAGACAGCAACAUCACUUUUCACAACUGAUCUGCAUUGAAUGAACCAAGGUUUACAUGACAUACUAUAGGAGGAGUUAUGACAGGGUGGGUACAAGAUGGCGGACACAUUGGCACAGUGUGAAGAAACAUACAAAUAUAUAUUUAAUCAUAUUGGACGAAAAUGUGUACUGUAGUUGUAUUUUUAUUGCCCUUUCCGCACCCAAGCACUUUCACCACAAGGGGGCGUGUGAUCAUCAGGGCACACAAACACAGUACAACAGCAUGAUGCCAUGACUUCCUCUAUAUUAACUGACCCACUACUUCUGGGCUGUUAUAGCAAUGAAUGUUACACUGACCUGAAUAAUAUGUCCAUUUCGAAAGUGUCUAACAAAGGUUGGUAAAAUGUGUCUUGUUCAUUUUGGGAACUGUAAUUUUAAGGGGUCCCUAUAACAAUGUUGCAUGAUCACAUGUAAUUGGCAGUAAUUGCGGACUGUUAUUACUGAGGUUUAACAACAAAUGCUUGUUACUAUGUAAUUACACUGUAAUAAGGACCCAAUCAAGCAGUACCUUCAUUUCUUGAAGGCAGCUGGUGCUCAUGUUACUGUGGCCUAGAUAGACAGAACCAAAGAGAUUUCUGAAAUCUACAUAGAGAGAACAAGCAAUUUUCCGUUGGCUAAAGACAAAGUGAGAAAGGCAGAGGGAGAGAGGGAUAUCUGUGGUAUCCUCUCUUCUGCCCCUCCAAUUUCUCCUGAAAGGGUCGUGACCGAGACCCCUGAGGUUAGCACCCGUGGGGGGGGGGCGUGUCUGUGCAUCCCCUUUCCAUCUCUGCCUAUCCAUCUACCUCUCUCUCUCUCCCUCUCCUUCUCCCUCCAUCUUUCUUCCUCCCACUCUUUUUCUCUCACUCUCCUUCUCCCUCUCUCUUUUGUCUACCCAGAACUGAAAAGCCAAACAACCAUUCUAAUGCCUCUGCCUCUCUUAUUCUCUAGCCUUGUGGGUCUAUGCAUUUCCUUUUCUCAUUUUCUUUCCUUUUGUGCUAGGCUAAAAGUGCCAGCAGGCUCUUCUCAAAUCUGGGGCAGAGCUUGUGUACAAUUCACUCCAGCUGGUACCCAUGCGGUGCGAGGCACAGCCCAGGAGUGCAGCCUCAGUGCAGAAAUAGAUAAGAAUUACUCUGCUAGUCUUAAUGCUAUAUUUUUAUGGUUAUUCCUUUUGUGAAAGAAUUAGAAGUGAGAAGACCUGAAAUAAGAAUGUUCUAUGUUUUGCUGUUUGUUUUCAAAGCAGCAUAACCGGCGACUACAAUAGAUGCCUCGAGCUCCUCAAAAUAAUACUUCUAUCUAGUACUUGCAGGUCUCCACUCUAGUUAAACCCAGGAUAGCAGAUAAUUGUUCAGACUUGCAUUAAUACAGAAACAUAUUUUAACAUUCAGACUAAUCUCUCCUGCCAAAAAACAACAGAGACAAAGUGAUCCAUUAGCUAAUGCAGAAGCAUAAGUCAUAGCAUCUGUAUGGUUUAAAGCGACAGCCAUCCGGUUAAUUGUUUCCCUAUCCCCUGAUUUGGAUGACAGACAGUCUGAAAUGUUUAUAACCAGUCAGCACUGAAACUCAUUACUACUUAAAUGGGGCCAAUUUAUUCUCCACCCUCAUUGAAAGAGCUACAGUAUCAAUGAGGCUAAAUUGAGAUGAAUAGCUUAAACACAGAGUCCUGUCAGUUUUGGCAGUGGGCUCCUGUGAAAGGACAGUGUACAUUAAAAUUGGUGACAUUUAUAAGGCCUGUGAAACAAUGCCAGAAGACUAGGAAGUGAGAAAUGAUGUCUCCUCUCCAGAGGCAGGGAGGGACAUAUUUGUCUGAAUGCAUUACCUGUAAUAUAUGUGCCACCUCCUCACCUUGUCUUCUGACAUAGACUAGUACUGUGCUAUUGAUAGUACAAUGUUCUUACUUUGGGAUAAAGGCUGUGGUUUAGGAUAGGCGCGUCACGCACCACAAAAAUCUGAGGGAGUACAAUGGAUUAGGGGAUUAAUUUAAUUUACACCCAAAACAAACCAAAGAACUCUUUGAUCUAGAAUUAUCAUUAAGCUUAAUUCUAUGUUAGAUUAUGAAAACAUUUCUGCAUCCAAUAAGCACAUAACUUGAGCUGUCUACACUCUGUUCACUUUGGCUUAUUUGUUAAAGAAACUAAGAAAUAUACUGAGAAAAUAAGCUUCUCUUCUUAAAUCUGGAUGAAGUAAUUUAAUUUAUGUUCAGUAAAUGUAAUAAUUGCUUUCUUUUCCAGAGUCUACUGACCUUGCCAACAGGCAUGCCAGCUAAUGUCUAAUUUAAUGUCAAAAUAUGUAUUUUCUUCUGCAUAUUAUAAGCAUAUCACUUGUCUAUUUUCUCUUGACUGUGUUCCCAAACGCAAAAUAUCCUUCUUUAAUCCGGGCAGAAGAAUGUCAGUCUUAUUCAGUUCAUUUAGUAAUUGCAUUAUUUUCUGAAGUCUACUAACCUUGCCAACAGGCAUGCCAGCUAACAUAAUUAGACAAGCUACCUACUCAUACUUGAUUGAAAUGACUUCUUGGUGAUCAACUGAAAUAAAAAUAAAAAUCCUGUGAGUUCCCCUCA